Crotalus tigris (Tiger rattlesnake) is the source of this 3681-nucleotide messenger RNA. Its product is annotated as protein mono-ADP-ribosyltransferase PARP12-like. Lineage: Eukaryota; Metazoa; Chordata; Lepidosauria; Squamata; Viperidae. The transcript is spliced from 12 exons. Gene Ontology annotation, molecular function: metal ion binding; NAD+ poly-ADP-ribosyltransferase activity. The record is from RefSeq and is a predicted model, not a curated record. The coding region runs from base 76 to 2049 and encodes 657 amino acids.
UCCGAGGAAUUGAGCGUCCGGGGGGCUUGGCUCGUGGGGAAGAGGAAAGGGGUGGGGUGAGACUCUCAGGCCAGAAUGGACGCGGAAUUUGCCAAGGAAAUCUUCCGGGGGGUGUGCGCCGCGGGCGGCUCUAUGAAAGUCAGCGAGAUUAAGGUCCGGCUGGAUUCGGAGCGCCUGGCCUCGAUUCUGCAGGAUAAAAUGAAAUUCAUCGUGGUCAUCCGGGAGGACCCCCCCUCGGCGGCCAGCAGCGAAGACCACCGUGUUGUCGUGGCUACUACUGGGGCGCGGCUGUGCCGCGAUCACGGCACAGGGAAGUGCGCCGGUGGCUGCCGGCAGCUCCACCUCUGCCGGUACUUCGUCUACGGGGGGUGCCGCCAAGAGGCCUCGAGGAAACCAUGCAAGUUUAUCCAUGAUAUUAAUACAGGCCACAACUUCUCUGUCCUAAAAGAACAUGGUCUAGAUAUCUUAAACUCUGAUGAAUUAUGUCAACUGCUGCUUCAGAAUGAACCUUCACUCCUGCCUGAGAUCUGUCCAUAUUACAACAAAGGAAAUGGGCCUUAUGGAUCAUGCACCUUUAAGAAGAUCUGUGUUAAACUUCACAUAUGUCAGUACUACCUCCAAGGAGAAUGUAGAUUUGGGAGUAACUGCAGACACUCUCAUGAUAUUUUUAAUCCUGAAUGUUAUGAGAAGCUGGAGAAGUGGGGGAUGAGCCAAACUUUGAUUAGUAAAAUUCCAUUGAUCUACAGGAAUGUGUAUGACAUAAAAAACAACACAUCUUCAAAAUACAGAGAGAGAAAAGAAAACCAAGUAGUGUCCACCACAGACAUUGAUGAAUCAGAUAUGAUUUGCUUGUACCACAUUAGGAAAAGUUGUAGCUUUCAAGAUAAGUGUACCCGAAUUCACUACAAUUUGCCAUAUAGAUGGCAAGUUUUAGAUCGUGCUUUGUGGAAAGAUAUGGACAAUAUGAAGAAAAUUGAAAAAGCCUACUGUGACCCAGGCAAUGAAAGUAUAUUCCAUUUCGGAGGACCGGAACAGUCUUUAUUCAUGCAAUCUAUCAAUUUCUCCAGUAUGACAUGGGGCUCUGCUAAAAUUAGACGGCUUUCCACAGCAUCUUCAGUGACCAAGCCUCCAUACUAUAUUCUUACAACAGAUUGGAUCUGGUACUGGAAGGAUGAGUACAAUCUAUGGAUCGAAUACGGAAAGCAAGAUGAUCAUCAUGCUGCUGCUACUAUAUCCAGCUUUGACUUGGAGAAAGCCUACCAGUCUGAAGCAUUUACGACACUCAAGUUCUCAGCUGGGACACAGAAUUAUGAGAUUGAUUUUAAAGCCAUGAAACAGAGAAACCUAAAAUAUCAGACGGAAAGAAGUGUUUGUAGACGGCCUAAGUUUGUGUCUACAGAAGAAGUGGAGAAAAAGAAAAGCAGCAGAACAAAGCAAUCAAAGGAAAGUGCUACACACAUUCCACCUCACUGGGACCAAUCAGCUUUACCAGAACUGGGAUACAAGCUGAUCAACCUCCUUCUAUCCUCCAGUGAGUACAUAAAAGUCCAGACUAAUUUUCAGCGCACACUGCCCAAGGCCACAAUAUUGACCAUCAAAAGAAUCCAGAAUGUGUCUCUUUGGGAAGUUUAUCAGUGGCAGAAAGAGCAAAUGAAGAAGGCAAAUGGGGGAAAGGAUGUAGAUGAAAGGUCUCUGUUUCAUGGAACAAGUAAAAACCAUGUUGAUGCUAUCUGCCAGCAGAAUUUUGAUUGGAGGAUCUGUGGUGUUCAUGGUACGGCUUAUGGCAAAGGAAGUUACUUUGCAAGGGAUGCUGCAUAUUCUGAUAACUACAGUGGAGUCAAUUCUUCUAUCAAGAUCAUGUUUCUCGCCAAAGUAUUGGUGGGAGAUUUUACAAACGGCUGUUCUUCCUAUCUCCGCCCUCCCGCCAAAAAUAACCAGAGCAAUCUUUUCUAUAACAGCUGCGUGAACAGUCUCCUGAAUCCAUCCAUUUUUGUCAUUUUUGAGAAGCACCAGAUUUAUCCAGAAUACCUGAUUGAAUACAAAAAUUAAAUUUGGGGGUAGACCACGUAUUCCUGUUUAAUGCACUGCUAAAUGAGCUACUUUCUGGAUGACUAUUGAAGACCUUAGUCAUGUUAACAGUAUCAGCAUUUUGUUGAUUGAUUUUUAAACAAGUUUUUAAUAGAUUAAAAAAAUAUCCUCUUUUCCUCCCCGUGCAAUUGGGCAUCCUAAAUGUAAAAAGCAGACUUAAUUUUUAACGUUAAGUGCUUUUUUGUAGAAGAGAUGUUAUUCCUUUCUCAAGGAGGAAUAAUUUUGCUUUGUUUAUACUUGUUCUGAUAGCUGUAUAUCAUGUAAAAUCCAGGAUCAUUCUUUUGUAUUCGAUGAGGAAAUUUAAUCAGUUGAAUCUGAAAUUACUUAUUGACUAGGUUUUCCUAGGGGAGCCACACCCAUAAUCCUUAGCCUUAAAUAGUAACAUCACCAUCACCACCAUCCCCUUUGCAUUAAUUGCCGUAGGGGAUUGGAGUGGUUUGAAAAAGUGCUUUGGGACAGCAUGCACACACACACUAUAUGUACAUAAGGCAGUGUAUUAUCUACAUGUGCCUUUUCCCGUAGAUAUGGUAUCCUCACACUUGUUCUGAAACAAUUUUACAAUCUUAAAUCUGAAGCACUGGAUAUUUAUAAAUACCAGAUAAAGUCACAAGUGCCCACAUGAAGAAACACUGAUUUUAAUAAUCUCUAAGGUUCUAUUUGAAAUUGUUCUACUGUUUUUACAGUAUAUUUUAAUAUUUUAGUAUUAAACUAUUAAAUGGCUGUUCUGUCUUUCUAAGGGCAUGAGGGUAGAGACAAACCUUCAGUUCAGAUUACCUUAUCUGUACAUCUUAAAGCUCCAUAUGAAUCAUAUAACUCUUGACUUCUAUUUAAGUUCUAGAAGUAAGUACUUUUUAAAUGUCUUUUGUAGUCUUUUUUAAAACUUUUGAAAUAUGACUCCAGAAUAUUCUCUCAGCAUGGAAUUACAGCCCUAAUCAGCUGUAAAACAUCGAGGAAUGCUAUUAUAGCAUUUUUCUCUGAUUUCCUUUGCUAACUUUUGUGCUUCCUCUUUGAUAAAGUGAUAUAUCAUUGCAUAUAAUGAUACAAAAAAAAUUCUCCUUACAUUUCCAGUCACUAGAGACCAACUUCUUAAAAUUUUAGAUUUUGAAUAUAUGUUGGUAAAUGUUGCUUAAGAACUUGCCAUCUGUUUAAAUAAACUUUAGCAAAAGAAGUCUUGUUUGGUUGUAUUAGAUAAUAUCAUUUUUUUGCAUCUCAAUGGAUAUAUAGUUGGCUGUGGUGACUUCAUCACGUGCUACUGAAACUUCUGGAUACAGCCCUUUAGUGAGAAUAUGAUGAAUGUAGUUGAAUGGGUCCUUUACUGAAUUACAGAUAUGUAAUGAAAUUCUUGGAGCAAACCAUAUCUAGAUACAGCUGUAAAGCUCUUUCUGGUUUUUGUGCUUCAGAUAAAUAUCUGAUUUUACCUUAAGGAAUCAUUCUUCCCAACAUAUCUGCUUUCUCUAAGUAUAAAUUAUAGGUCAGUGAUGGCGAACCUUUUAGAGACCAAGUGCCCAAACUGCAACCCCAAACCCACUUAUGCAUCGUCGGGUGCCGGGUGGCCCAUUGGGUGGGCGUGGCUGCGGUGGUAAAGGGUGAGAC